UUGAUUGUUUUGGAAUUUAUCAAGACGCAAAAGACUGUUUGAAAAAACAUAGUCGUCUUCGAUUAUUUACGCCGCAUCAAAGAAGAAAGCAUAAAUACGACGUCAUAGCUGCGUUCAGAUUUUGACAAGAGAUAUUAAACAAAUCGAGGGAAAAGUGAAUAUCAGUAUCACAAGUGCUGUGGCAACCUAAGUUUCUUCUAAAAAAAGUACCGUAUCACGAACAAAAAUUGAAAUGGCAGACUCAAGUGGGCUGGAAAACAAGCGUCCACGUCGCGGACGAAGCGCAACUAAAGCUGGAACAUCGACAUCUGAACCGAAAACCAAUGCACCCGAAAUAUCGUCAAAUUCAUUGCUACGUUUGAACGAUGAAUCUCUGCAAAAGUUAUUUGACCAUUUGGACAUCGAAAGUUUGUGUCAAAUGGCAAAUGUUUGCAAACGAUUCCAACCGAUUACUCAGGAAGCAUUCAGUAGACGCCAUCGAGAAUUCGUGUUCAAAGGACGUGCAUGCAAAAAUUCCGAAUUUCGUCGUGUGCUCUGCAAAUUCGGUCAUCUGAUUACAUCGAUCGAUGCAUCCCAAGCAUACAUGGCCGAUUAUAAUGAAUUACUUGAUGCAAGUGCAAUCGUAAAAUAUUGCAACAACAAUUUGGAAUCGGUAAUUUUACAAAGGGCCACCAUCGAUUGUGAUGCAUUCAAGCCGUUAUUCUCACGCUUGAAACGUAUUGAAUUGUUCAAGUGCGAAUUCACUGGCAACAAAAUUGAUUUGUUCAAAAAUUGUCCAAAUCUUGAAAUUUUCAGUUUUCAUGCUGAUUUUUUCGGCCCCGAUCCAUUGAAUUUCAAUUAUGAUCGAUCAAUUGGUUUCGUUGUACGAAAAUUUCCGAAAUUGAAGUGUCUUGGUUUCGAUUGUAAUUACGUUGGAUUUGCGACAUUUUUUGAUUUAUUGGCUCUUAAUCCACAUGUGAAAGAAAUUGAUAUCGCGGCCAAAUCAGAAGACAUGUUUAUCCAGGCCAUUGCCGAAUACUCGAAAAACUUGGAAAGUUUUGCAAUGCAUUCGGGCGAUAGUUUUCCAGAGGAACAGACGCGAAAAGGAUUUUUAAAGUUGAGCAAUUUGAAAAAGUUGCAACGAUUAUGCAUUGAGGCCGGCGACGAAAUUUAUGGAAAAUUAGUUGGCCCACUCAUGGAUGCAUUUGCGAAGGAAAAGGUGCCUAUCAACUAUUUGGAUUUGUCUGAGUUUUCGAUUGGGCCCAAUGACAUCAAAAGCAUUCUUAAAUUGAAGACAAUGAAAGUUUUAUUGCUAAAUAACAUCGAAAAAGCCGUUACCGAUGCUGAUUUGGUACCGUUGGCCACUCAAUUGCCAUUGUUGGUACAUUUACAACUGGACUUUGGAGAGAAAGUAAAGACACCCAUCACAGUCAACGGUCUUGUAAAAAUGGUGAAAGAUGGGAAGCAACUUAAAUACUUGGCAUUGGUUCGCGUCCAGAAUUUGAAAAUCGACAAAAAGGCAUUUGAAAACAUAUUGAAAGCGGUUCAAAGUCGUCGCAAUGAAAACAAACUCACGAUUGAUAUUAAUACCAGUUCCAAGAAGACAACCACUUUCAAUGUGCCCGAACAUGUUCAACAAGCCUCCAGUGCACAUUUGAAAAUCAGAUAUUCAUCAGAAUAAGAAGAAUAAAUAUGUAAAGUUCUAUUAAUAGAACUCAUCGCAACAAACCAGACACAAAAAAAUCAAACAUAAGAA
Molecule: messenger RNA, 1735 nt
Organism: Contarinia nasturtii (swede midge)
Lineage: Eukaryota; Metazoa; Arthropoda; Insecta; Diptera; Cecidomyiidae
Exons: 5
Coding region: 233-1660 (475 amino acids)
Molecular function (GO): protein binding
Source: RefSeq, a predicted model, not a curated record